UGUGCUUGCGAGUCUUGUUGUCACUUGUCAGACAGAAAUUGAUUGUCAGUUUAGUUUUCAAGAGUACCAGUUUACUUGCAUCAUUUUUAUUUUUCUAAACUAAAGAUUGUUAGCGUGUUUAUCAGUUUCAUAAUUUUAUAAAUCCAGCACUAUGACAUUAAACUUGGGAAGAAAGGACGGCGGUCCCGGAUACGUCGGUAUACAGUUCUGCCAAGAGUGUAACAACAUGUUAUAUCCACGCGAGGACAAAAACAACAAAGUUUUGUUGUAUGCCUGUAGAAACUGCGACUAUAAACAACUGGCGGACUCAAACUGUGUAUACGUGAACAAAAUUAUGCACGAAGUUGACGAAUUAACCCAUAUAAACCCAGAUGUGGUGAGUGAUCCUACUUUGCCUCGAACGAAAGAUCAUAUGUGCCCGAAUUGCAACCACAGAGAGGCGGUGUUCUUUCAGGGACAAACUCGACGCGCUGAAGAAGAGAUGAGACUAUACUACGUGUGCACUAGUUGUAAGCACAGGUGGACUGAGUAAAUGUUCUUAAUUGUAAGAUUAAGUUUUAAGAUCAAUAAACAUAAUAAUAUUAUUUAAA
Molecule: messenger RNA, 590 nt
Organism: Spodoptera litura
Lineage: Eukaryota; Metazoa; Arthropoda; Insecta; Lepidoptera; Noctuidae
Gene: RpII15
Product: RNA polymerase II subunit RpII15
Biological process (GO): maintenance of transcriptional fidelity during transcription elongation by RNA polymerase II; DNA-templated transcription; transcription-coupled nucleotide-excision repair
Cellular component (GO): RNA polymerase II, core complex
Molecular function (GO): DNA-directed RNA polymerase activity; zinc ion binding; nucleic acid binding
Source: RefSeq, a predicted model, not a curated record